This is a messenger RNA of Strongyloides ratti, 4416 nucleotides long. RefSeq lists its product as hypothetical. The record is from RefSeq and is a predicted model, not a curated record. The transcript has 6 exons. NCBI's taxonomy places the organism in Eukaryota, Metazoa, Nematoda, Chromadorea, Rhabditida, Strongyloididae. The coding region runs from base 1 to 4416 and encodes 1471 amino acids.
AUGAAUGUUGGUGAUUUAAAAAGUGCUCUUGAAAGUGACAGUCUGAUGGAACAAAAUUGGGGUUUUUUCAAACUGAUUGAAAGAUUAAACAAAGCUGCAAAUGAUGAAAAAAAAAGAGCAAAAUAUAGAAUUAUAUAUUAUGAACUAUUUCAUAGUCCAAAAGAAAAUGUUUGUUCAUUAGCAUUGGAGCAUGCAAAAGUUCUUGUUGAUAAAGGAAUUUUUGAUAAAGAGUCAUUGCUUAAUGAAUUAAAAAUUGAUAUUUCACAAGGACAAAUUUCUGUAGACUAUAUAAAAACUCUUGAAUCACUUUUGGAGGACGAUAAAUAUUUAGAACAUUUAUUAUCAAUAUUUCGUGUUUUAUGUGGUAAAGAUGAGGAACAAUUAAAACUUUUAAAAUUGUUUAAAAAUAUAAAUAUGGAGCGUGCUGUAAAAUUGACGGCUUCAAUAAUUUAUGAUCAUUUAGAUGGGGCAAAAAAAGAAGAAGAUGGUUAUAUACGAGCUCCAUUACGUAGUAUAAUUGUUCAAUUGAUUCUUGAAAGAGAUGAUGAUUCUCCUUAUUUUCAUGCAUUCAUUGAAACACUUUGUGAUCAUUUUUUUACAUGUUAUUUAUAUAGAAAUAGUUUUAUAAACUUUUUAAAAAAUAGAGUUGAGAAAAAGAAAGUUAUAAGAGAGAAAUGGGCAAAAAUGAUAUUAAUGAAUUUAGAUUCUUUUCCAAAAUCAAUAUUAGAAUGUGAUCAAAUAAUGAAAUAUAAAAAUAUCAUUUUUGAUAUUAAUAAUCUUCUCAAAAAAGGAUUUAAUGAAUCAUUGUAUACAUUAAUCAAAAGUAAUAAAUAUUUUCCAUUUCAUCCAUAUUUAAAUGAUAUGUUAACACUUCAUGCAAAUAUGCACGUUAUUGGAUUUAAAGCACAUAUUAAUCAAACAUACUUUAAAGAAGAUUUUGAAAAAGAAUUACGUGGAAGUGCAACAAAAUGUAGGGAAUCUUCAAUUAUUUUACCUGAUUGGUAUGAUGGAGAAUAUUGUAAUGAAUUUGAUUAUAAUUAUCUUCUUUUGGUUGCUGAUAAUGAAUUAAAUUUAACAGAGUAUAUAAAAAAAUGUCUUAAAGUUGUUAACAAGGAAGAUUAUUAUAUUUUGGCAUGCCUUUCAAGAUGUAUAGCACCAGAUAUACUAGGUUUAUAUUGUGAGGCAUUGGUAAAUUUAUCAAAUAAAUUUUCUGAUCUCAUAUUUCAAGUAUUUUCAUUAUUUUAUCAUAUGACAAAUUAUUGUAAAAGAGAUUUGAGAUAUUACAUAAUUUUAAAAUAUGUCAUUAAAUUAAAUAUGGAUUCAAUACAUGUAAAACAAGGUGUUGAAAGAUUGUUUAGAGAAGUUUUUAAUCAUGUUGAAGAGGAAACUAGAUUACAGGGAUUAAAAUUAAUGGGAGAUUUAAAUUCAAGAGAUAGACGUUUUUUUGAUUUUUUUAAAGAUUAUUUAUUUGAUAUCAAGGUCGAUAGAAAUCAAAGUAUUGAAAUUGCAAAAAUGAAUGAAAUAGUUAGAAUUUGUAAUGAAGAUGAAAAGUCAAUUGAGUUUAUUGAAAAACUUUAUACAAUAUUAAAUGGUAAACCACCUUUAAGAAGUUUAGCUCUUAAGGCAUUAGUAAAUUUAUGUAAAAAUGAAGCCUUACCAAUAAUGGAAUUAGAAGAGAAAUUGAAACCAUUAAUGGAAUCAUUUACUGAUGAAGAUAUGUCUGAAUAUUGUCGACUACUUUCUUUAUCAACAGUUGAAAAUACUUGUGAAAAUUUUUACAAUUAUGCUAUUAAAACAUUAUGGGAAUUAAAAAAUAAUGAUGGAAAUAUUGUUCCUCAAGCAGCUUGGCUUGCAUUAUCAAAUUUUAUUUUAAAUUAUCGGUUAGAUGAUAUAUUAACAGCUAUUGAAAUUAAAUCAUUCCUACCAAUUGAUAUUCUUAAAAUUGGUAAAGUUUAUUCUGAAAAUGAAAAUUUAUAUAUAAAUAAUGAGGUAAUUGAAAAUGGAUUUGUUCCAUUUAUGAGAAAAUUAAUUAAAUAUGACUUAGAAGAUAUGGGAAGAUCACCUUAUACAUAUGUUAGAGAUGUUGAAUUUAGAAAAGAAUUUAAAGAAGUUUUUAGUCAAUUGAAUGUGGAACGUGGUAGAAUACCAGAAAAUUAUGUUGCUUUAUUUGGAAAUUUAAUUGUUAAACAUAAAGAACAAAAUAGUGAAUGGUGUAGAUUGACAAAUUAUUUUAAUUAUUUUAAAAUGAAAAUACCAAAUAAUACAAUAUGUGAUAUGAUUAAAUUUAUCAAAUAUUGUGUUUCUGCAAAACAAAUUGCCGUUCAAACAAUUGAUGCAAUUAUGGAAAAAUCAAUUAUUGAAUCAAAAGGAUUACAUGAAAUUGACAUUAAACAUGCUUUAAAUACAAUUGAUGAACAAAUUAGUGAUUUUGUUAUAAAAAGUUCAAAAUUUGUAGGAAAAUUUUUUGCAAAUGUUCCAUUAUUUUUGGGACAUAUUCAAGAGUGGGUUCGAUGUUAUCGUCAAACAACAACUGAACCUUCAUACUACAUUGAUAAUUAUAUUAUAACAUAUAAAUUAUCUGCCUUUUCAAAAAUGAUAAAUUUUUUGUUUGAUUCAAUAGCACCAGAAACAACGUUAGGUAAAUAUAAAAUAAUGAAUUGGCGUAAUGUAACAAGAACUUCUCAUGACAAUUCAUAUAUACUUUUUUCUCUUUGUGUUAUAUAUUUUAUGUCAAAUGAUGGUGAAAAACUUUUACUAGCAAGAUUACUUGAUCUUUGUCGAGGAGAAAUUAAUAAACUUUUAGAUGAUGAUGAUAAUAAUGAAAAGAUAAUACCUAAAUGGAUUAAAGAUUUAACAAAAACUAUAUUACUUGAUACUAAUAAUGAAGAUGAAUUAUGUAGUAUUAUAUUAAAUUUGUCCAAAGGAAAUUUAAUUAAUGAAAUAGAUAUGAAAAUGUAUUUUGGUGAUAAUUCAGUUUUUAAAAAUUUUGUAUGGUUAUUAGGUCUUGAUAAGGAGUAUAUAUAUAGAUUAAAUGAAAAUUUUGAAAGAAAUAUGGAACUUGAGCAAAAUAUGCUUCCAAUAUUAAAAAGCAAAAAUAUAUCACUUUUACAAAUGGCAGAAUUGAUGAGUUCAUUUAACAAACUUCAUUUAGAAAGCCAAAUAAAAUGUAGAACAGUUUUAUUUAAAAAAUUAACUAAAGUUCUUUCUACAAUUGACUAUAUAGAAAAUGAUUAUGAACUGUUAUUUGAUGAAUUAAUAAAUACUCAUGCUCAUAUUCUUCAAAUGGUGGAUGAACAGUUACCUAAUGAUGUUUCUCAUUUACCAAAUUCAUCAAUGAUUAAAGAAUUAUUAAGACUAUUAAUAGAAGCAGAAGUUGAUCAAGAAACAUUUCAAAUAUUUGUCCUACAAUGUCUUGUAGAUCAACAAAGAAGUGAUGGAAAAGGAUUACCUCCAUUAAAAUUAAAUAAUAUAUUUAUAGUAACAAAUGAUAAUGUUAUUUUAUUAUGGAAAAUUGCUAUUCAAAAUAAUGAUAAAUAUUUACUUUCAACUUUAGCAUCCGAUGAAAAUAUCCAACGACUUACAAGUAAUCAAAGAAUACAAGUUUCUGAAAUUUUUAUGAAUUACAGUUGUAAUAUUCAUUGGCUUCCAAUACCAUUUAUCUACAAAAGUAAUAUUAUAUCUCUUAUACUUGAAGAAUCAUUAAAAAAUUCUUUUGAUACAAUUGAUAUAAGAAAAUGUCUAAAUAUUGAUCCUAAAACAAAAUUAUACUAUAUUAAUCACUUCCUAGAUUAUUUCAAACCAAUCGUCACUUUUUCUGAUGUAAAUCAACCAAUAACACUUUUUAUAGCAGAUGUUGAAUUGGAAUAUCUUCAAGAUACACAGUCAUUUGAACUUAUUAGUCUUAUUAAUGAUUUAAUAACUAAAGACAUGAUGUUUGAACAAAUUGCUGGAAAAGUUUUUACUAAUCCAACACCAUUAAAAACUUUGAUCUUUCUUAACUUUUAUAGUCAAAAAGAUUUUACAAAUAUUUGUCAUAUAUUUUCAACAUUAGCACAAGCUAUCUAUGAUACCAAUGAAAUUGAUAUGGAUGAUAAAUUAUGGAAGUUAGCAAAUUUAAUUAUUAUUAGUGCAACUAUAAGUACUUACAAAAAUACUAUAUGUCUUGAAACUUCAGAUGACUCUUAUUUAGAAGAAUUACUUUACAGAUCUGUAGUUGAAUUCAUCCAUCACCUAAAUGGUAUUUAUCCUGAUAUUUUUAUUGGAUUUUUUAAUGUUCUUGAUUCUUAUUACAAUAGAACAGCCGUGGCUCCAGAAUUCUUGCCAAGUCUUCUACGCCUUUAUCUCUCAAAAAUGGGGCAUCAAGGAUAUCUACGUAUACGUUCUAGAAAUCUAUGGGAAGAAACAUGGAAAAUUUAA